Molecule: messenger RNA, 5289 nt
Organism: Tetrahymena thermophila SB210
Lineage: Eukaryota; Ciliophora; Oligohymenophorea; Hymenostomatida; Tetrahymenidae
Product: ATPase, histidine kinase-, DNA gyrase B
Exons: 4
Biological process (GO): phosphorylation; phosphorelay signal transduction system
Molecular function (GO): phosphorelay sensor kinase activity
Source: RefSeq, a predicted model, not a curated record
AUGAUUGAUCAUUUAAGUAGUUUGAAAUUUGAUUAGCUUUUCAAGUACAGGAUUACAUACUAGAUCAUUAUUGCUAUUUAAGAAAUACUUCUCUUAUCUUAUUUUUUUAUUAGUAGUUCUACACUAUAGCAGAAAUUAGCAGGCCUAUUUAUUUUACUUUCUUUGUUUUUAAGAAUUAUUUUAACUGGAUUCAUCAUAAAAGAAUAAUGCUAUAAAAACUAAAGAAAAUAUAGUGGUUCUAACGAUGAACAGCUGAACAGUAAAAGCUUUUCAAUAGAAAAGAUAACAAAUAAUUUGGAAAACUGGAAGUUAGGAAAUAAAAUAAAUGAGCAGCCUUAAAAGAUAAGGAAAGAAUGGCUUAAAGUUAUUAAAUAGCUAUUUGUACUGGUACCACAAAUUAUAGCAAAGAUAAACUUAUUAAAUGCUGUAAUUUAAGCACAGAACAGUAGUCUGAUUCUUUUUUUGAAUUAUUACUUUGAUGAAAAAACAUUUUUGCUAAUAGGAGCAAGGUAAUUUUUAAAUAUAAACCUGCUCAUCAGCAAUUUGUUAAUUAAAUUCUUUCCUUUUGGUAUUAUUUUAGGAACCUAUUUGAAAGAUAAUUCCAUAUUUAACUAGACUUUAAGCCAAUCUAUCCACUCAAGCGAUAUGAUAUGGAUAGGCAUUGUUAUAUGUACAUAUUUUAUUGGUGACUAGUUUUAUUAUAUCGCAAAUUAAAAAAUGUAAGCAAAUAAUUAAUUAGUAAAGCAAUAUUUGUUAGAUGACAAGUAGAAUAUUGUGAAAGUUGCUGAUUCGUUUAUUGUUAGCUUUUAUAGUAAGCACUGGAAUUAAAGUGAUUUGGGACCAUGUGUCUUUAAUAAUAACAAUAACAUCAAUAACAACAAUAACAACAACAAUAAUAAUAAUAACAACAAUAAUAAUAAAUUAAGCAUGAAUGGCACUAAUUCACAAAUUUUAGGAAUAAACAACAAUAGUAAUGUCAAUAUUUUAAAAUAAACAAGCCCACAAAAAAAGCCUUUAAUUUUGAAGAGAAAUAUUUCUCACUCUAAAUCAGGCAUUUUAGAAAACUGCGAUCAGUAAUAAGCAAAAUCGUACGAGUCUUCUGUUGACGAAGUUUAAAAUUCAUUGUUUUUAUCAGAUGUUAUGGAUUUAAUUCCAUAUGGUAUUGCUAUUCUUAAUUCAUAGCACAGUGUAAUUUAUAAUAAUAGUAAAAUCUUAGAAUUGCUGGAAUGUGAUAAAUAAAACGUAAUAAAAAUUAUAACAGGGUUAUCUACUUCUAACACUUAAGCAAGUUAGCCUUAUAAUAGUAUGCCUAAAUCUUAAAGGCCCAGUACAUCUCAAUUUGCAAAUAAAAAAUAUGAAUCUAGUAUAGAUAAUGUAUUAACACAAGCCUAUGGAAAUGAUGAUUAAGCAUAGGCUAUGAGUAAAAAUUCAUUUCUAUGUAAUGAUAAUUACAUGGCUACCUCAGCUAAUAUGUAAUAACACCCUACAAGCAGCAUGAGAGGGACAGGAACAAAUGGAAAUUAAGCUUUUAAUAAUAGUUAUGUCAAUGUUAACGUUAAUAUGAAUAAUAGUUAAGUAGGAAAUCCUAAUGUUAGUAAACAGCAAUCUAAUUUAAAUGAUUCUCAACAAGAAGGAAGUUAAUAUUCAGGUGAUAAAAAUUAGUAUGAUGAAAUUAUAGAAAAUAAUUUUGAAAAAAAAAAUAUGAAUAACCAUCAAGAUGACUCAAAUAAAAAAGAAUAAAAUCAAUAACAGAAUAAGUCUCAGUAAGAUAGUUAAAAUAAAUAAUCACCUUUAAGCUCUCCAUUAUAAUCUCAUAAAAGCUAAGAAGGCUAGGAUCAUAGAUAUAAGUAAAGCACAGGAAAAUUCGGAGGAAGUAUUAAUGAUGUACCUCUUGAGUAGUGGAAUUCAAAUAUGAGGCUUUCAAACAAAGAACAAAUAAAAUUCAACAAGCAAUAAACUUUAGAAUCAAAAAAUAAAAUGAUAAAUUCAUUAACAUUCAAAGCUAACACUUAUUUUAAGAAUGGUAAUGGAACCAAUAAAAAUGUAAACAGUAAUUUGGUAAACAAGUACUGCAAUUCUGAAAAUAAUACAGGCUCUCAAGAUGAGUAGGCUUCUCCAUUCAUAUAAUCUGAAAAGAAUCAUAUCUAAGAUAUUAGGAAUUUAAAUUAAGAAUCAAAUAUUGAAUUGAAAUUAGCUCAUUAUUAGGAAUAAAAUGGAUUUUUGUAAGAAAAAAAUAACCAAGAUGAAGAAAACAAGUUUACUGAUAAAUCUUACAUGUAAAUUAAUCUCAACAAAACAUAAGAAGCCAUGGUUAGUGAUAUUUCUAGGAUAGAUGAAAAACACAUUUAAAACAAUGAAUCAAUUUCUUGCUUGAAAUCAAACUCUGUUACAAAUUAAAAUCUCGAUGAGACAAGCAAUAUUUAGGCUAAUUUAGAUAUCUCUAAGAGUGCAUAAGAUAAAUACUUAGAAGAAAAUCAUAUUCCCCAAUCAGAAAAUUAAUUUAUAAGUUUCACCUUACAAGAAAUGAAUCAAAUUCAUUAAACUGGUGGAAAAAUUGAUAAAGAUAAGACUAAGAAGGAUAAGGGAAGUAAGAUAAAGAGUAAAUUUUCAAAAAAGGUUCCUUCUGCCAAUUACAUAUAGAAUUCAGAAGUGAACAAAACAAAUUGUAAUUAAAAGCACAAUGAAGAUUCAAUUAAAAUUCACUAAACUGAAAAUAUAAUCUAAUCUUAACCUGAUGAAAAUCACCAUAACCACAUUCAAAAGAAAUAAAUUAAAAAGUAAAUCAGUAUUUUUACACCUCAGCUGAAGCAAAGGAAUAUAAAAGUAGGCUAACUAAUUUCAAGUAUGUUCGAUAAUUAGAUAGAUGAUACUCGAACAUACGGUGGAGUUAAGAAAUCAAAUUCUAGGAAUAUUUUGAUUACCUAGUUGAGCGAAUAAAUAGAAUCUAACUAUUCUAGAAAUCACUCUCUCCUUGGCUAAAUUAAUAGUUCAAAGAAUAUAGGUUUUUAUCAAUAUAAGAAUAAUGAAGCAAGCAUGCAAGUUGUUUAUAAAGGAAAGCAACUAAUAGUGAGACUAAUACCAUGUGAAUUUCAAUAUGAUUUUGAAGAUAAUGAUAGUCCUCCAACCGUUGAUCAAAGCCUUGUGUUAAUACAAGUUGAGCCAUUUUGGGAGGAGUUAUUUUAAGAAAAAAUUGAAGAUUUCAGUAAAAGAAAAAUGUAAUUGUUUGGUAGUUUGUGUCAUGAGCUCAGAACUCCACUAAAUUGCUCAAUUUCAUUUUUGGAUUUGUAUAAAUAACUAAAGGAUGGGAGCGAAGACGAAGCAGAUGUAAAUGAAUUUAUUGAACCAUCACUUAGAUCGAAUCAACUCAUGUUAAAUAUGGUGAAUGACAUUCUAGAUUUUGUUCAAAUGACUGAAAAUAAAUUUAAAUUUAAUCCGAUUUCUUUUAACUUGAUAGAGUUACUGGAAGAAUGUCUCUUGCUGAUAAAAGUGCAUGCAGAUAUAAAAAAUAUUAAUUUAUAACUAAAAAAAAAUGAUUUAGUGCCUAAAACUAUUGUCUCAGAUCCUAAUAGAAUUCGUUAAAUUAUUUUAAAUUUUCUUUCUAAUUCAUUAAAAUUUACAAAAAAUUUUGGGACUAUUUCGCUAGAAGCUCAAGGAUUAGAAUAAGCAAACCCAUAAUCACAGUAAAUCAAAUAAUCUUCAAUAGUAAAGGUCACAGUCUCGGAUACAGGAAUAGGAAUUUCAAAAAGUAAUAUUAAAAAGAUAUUUGAAAUUUUUAACAAAACUGAUCACAAAGACACUUCAAUAAAUCCUAAUGGAUGUGGUAUCGGUUUACCACUUUCCAAUUCCCUAGCCAAACUGGUAGGACCUCUUCAACCAAUAAUAAUUAAAGAAAAUAACGGAAACUAAAUUUAAGUUUAAAGUGGCAUUUAAGUGGAUUCUGUAGAAGGAAAAGGCAGCUCAUUUUCAUUUCUCAUUCAAGAUUUAAACUCAAAAAUACAUUAGGAAAAAGAUUUUCGUGAAAGUUGUGAUAUCAUAGAAUUUGGAGAAAAUGACCAAAUACAAAGUCAGCUAGACUCCAACAACAUGAGAAUACUUUCUCAGAUUAAUAAUCACAUCCCUCAUCUUUAUAUUAAGCAAGACAUUGCUGGUGGAAUGAAAAUGUUUCAUUUUCAACAAAAUAUAAAUACUCCUGCUUAGUAUCUAUCUGAUAAUAUAUCAGAAUCAAAGAUUAAAAGCUAUCAAAGCUCUUUAAUAAAGAGUUCUAACAAAACUAUUGAUAUAAAUUCAAGUGGCCCUUUAGAAAAGAUUCCAAGCAAUAUAUUGUUAAAUAAAUAGAGAAGAAUAACAGAUGGUUUUAAAAAAACAACAACAGAAUUUGAAAUCAAUUUAUCAAAACCAGUUAUAUAAACUGUACCUAAAACACAAGCGCAGGUAUUUAAUUUUCCUCAAUCUACUAAUUUUGUGUCAUCUUAUGAAAAUAUAAAUCUUAAUUCUUCCAAUAAAUAAUAACCUCUAUAAGUUCCUAGCAAAAUAAACUCACCCAAGAACAAUUACUCUUUAUAUGAAAAAAGAACUGAUUCAAAAAGUAUUAAUAUUAGCAACAUGAACAAUAUAAGUUCUAUAGCUUAGCUUAGAAAUAUGAACAGUGCAACAAUCCAAUCGUCAGCUACUUAAGACAUGGAUAUCUAAUCAUUAAAGGGUAAUAUUAACUAACAAAUUACUACUCAAAGUUAAAUAGCAUUAUUCCCCACCUAAAUUCCUUCUUAAACGAUGCUAAAAUAAAAUUCUGGGAAUAUUUAGCCCUAAGCAUCAAUAUAAAAAGCUUUGCUUGAUAAAACAAAUAAUUUCUCGAUUAACUCAAAAGGUGAAGAAACAAAAAUUUUAAUAGCUGAUGACUCUGGAUUUAACAUUAUGGUUUUAAAAAAGAUAAUUCAAUUAUUUCAUAUCUAAAAUAUUCAUAUAUGCCAUGAUGGAUAAGAAGCUGUUACUAAAGUUAGAGACAUUUUAAAUAAUCCUAAAGAGAGAUUAUAUGAUAUGAUAUUUAUGGAUCUGGAUAUGCCUAUCAUGAAUGGGUAUGAAGCAUGUAAACAAAUAAAGCAAUUAAUUUAAAAUUAUGAAGUAUCUGAUUAGCUUUAUAUAAUUGCUUGCAGUGCAUACGGAGUACAAGUAAAAGAAGAACAUGCCUUCCACAUCAGUCAGCUUGAUGAUGCUAUAGCCAAGCCAGUCAAAAAAGACUAAAUUUAAUAUGUCUUAUAAACAUUUAUAAGAGAUAAAAUAAGAAAUAGAUGA